UAUUUGGUACAAUGUGCCGGGCUGCCCUUGUAGCCAGGUUGUUUCCAUGGUCUGCGCAUGCCAGCUCCAUGAUUGUUGGGCCCACUCACUCCUGAGGGAAUUUGAACUCAGUCUCCCUGUUAGCUUUAGUCCGCUACUAACAGUCACUAUCUGGUAGAAGGCUGGGCCCCAGGCAAGGCAUGCUUGCCCUGGAAACAGUCUGAUUUCCAGGCUUCCUUGUUGAUGACUUAUAUAAUAGCCGACUCGUAUCAGUAUUCAAAACUGUGCCCGGGUCAGUGCUCCCACGACCCUAGACCCAGAUCCAGGUACAAGAUACAAAGUACGGGCCGUACGUGCAGAUCAUCUCGACGGGGUCCAGAGUUUUACGUGCACAAGGGAUCAGUAUUUCCGAUAGACCAGCUAUCGGAUUGACGUCCACAAUGAGGACCUUGGAGUUUGUGGCGCUUCUACUUAUAUCAACGGUUGGAGCAUCUGUUCCAACUGGCGCACCGGAGUGGCAGAACCCACAUCACAACUCUCACGUCUCGGCUUUUGCCGGAGUGACGGUCAGACUGCGCUGCGCUGCCACAGGCAACCCUCGUCCGAUCAUCACAUGGCAAAAGGACUUUCGAGAGGUCCAAGAAGAUGACAGACCAGCAGAGGGCUUUCGGAUCAACAACAAACGCUGGAGCCUUGUGAUAGAUUCUGUGGAACCAUCAGAUGAAGGCACAUACACCUGUCUGGUCACCAACGGCUAUGGCACCCUCUCUCGCAGCUUCGAGCUGUUUGUCAGAGAACAUGUAGACAGCCGACCAACGUUGGUGCCCGGAGUGUUGCAGAAUCAGACAGCGGUGGUGGGAAGUACCGCGGAGUUCCAGUGUCAGAUCCACACUAUCGGAGCCGACACGGCACCUGUACACAUGCAGUGGCUCAAACACAACAUGGUGAACGGUUCCUACGUCAGUAUAACUGACCGAACCACGGUAAUUAAGGAGGACACCACUGACGCAGAGGGAGACCUGAAGAAGCUUAUCCUGACGAACGUUACUGAGGAAGAUGCGGGACAGUACACCUGCAUGGUGGCCAACUCCAUGGGCUUUACCUACGACCACGCUUGGCUGACUGUCCAGCCAGGAAUAUGUGAGCCAAUCACUAUGCCACUCUGUAAAGAUCUGGACUACACUACUGCAAGCUUCCCGAAUCAUCUUAACCACGUCAAACAAGACGACGCCGGCCUAGAGGUUCACCAGUUCUUUCCGCUAGUGAAAGUCGUAUGUUCCCCAUACUUGCAGAAGUUCUUGUGCAGUAUGUACGCGCCACCUUGCAACUUACAGGGGAACUCCAAACCCCUGCGCCCUUGCAGGAGUCUGUGUGAAGCCGCCAGAGCUGGCUGUGAGUCUCUGAUGAACAAGUUUGGGUUCAAUUGGCCGGAGUCACUAGAGUGUGACUCAUUACCGACAACAGACGAGGAGAUAUGCUUUGGACACAUUCACUCUCCUUCUCCCUCACUCCCUACAUCUUCUCCUCCUGGGCUGACUGUCAAACCAGGAAUAUGUGAGCCAAUCACCAUCCCGCUCUGUAAAGAUCUGGACUACACAACCACAAGCUUCCCGAAUCAUCUUGGCCACGUCAAUCAAGAUGAUGCCGGCCAAGAGGUUCAUCAGCACUAUCCACUGGUGGAAUAUCAGUGUUCCCCAUACCUGAAGGGUUUCUUGUGCAGCAUGUACGCGCCACCUUGCAACUUAGAAGGGAACUCCACCCCCCUGCGGCCGUGCAAGAGUCUGUGCCAAGCCGCCAGGACUGGCUGUGAGAAUGUGAUGAUCGAAUUUGGGUUCAGUUGGCCGGAAUCACUGGAGUGUGAUUCCUUACCCACAACAGACGAGGAGAAAUGCUUUGGAGACACUCAUUCUUCUCAUCCCUCACUCCUUACACCCUCUCCUCCGCCUCCUUCUCCUCCUCCUUUUUCACGCUCUUCUCCUCCAUCAUCUGUGGUCUUAGCGACCCUUCUGCGUGAUUACGACAAGAGGGAUCGCCCAGACGGGGGACAAACGUCUAUCAAGAUUGGACUGACACCUCGGACAGCCCUGGGACGUAACGAUGAAGAUGGUCUUUUUACUCUGCAUACCUGGAUCAGCAUGGAAUGGAAGGAUCUGAGACUGAAUUUCGAGAGAUUUGGAAACCAGCGGCUGGAAGUGGCAGUGCAGUACUUGUGGACACCUGACAUCUACCUGAUCUCAGGUGUAAAGGCAGAUGAGAUGCCGUUGCCCUUGACAACAGAAGCGUCGAUCUUAAGUGACGGAACCGUGCGUUAUGUCGUACCCUGGACCUUCACUGUGCCUUGUAGGAAACGGCCCGAGUUUGAAUGGGACUGCCAAGUUGUGUUCCAGUCGUGGAACAAGCCGGCCGAUGAGAUAACACUGUCUUCCAUGGACCAGUCUUUGGACGCGGAAGAAUACAACGGCGACCUGAGGUGGAACGUCCAGUCCGUGUCAGCUGAUAGCCUGAUCACCAACGCUGGAAAAUCCCGACUUAUCUUCACCCUUUUGGUGGCUUGAAAUGUUUUCUUUGUAUUUGCAAUUUAGUGUCCGAUCAAGGUUACUAAAAGGAAUUGUCAUUAGAAAGAGUUGGUCAAUGUAUCAUUGUCCAGAGACUAUGUAUACCAGAGUCUCCAUGUCUAUAGACGUUCAAACACAUUAUCAUUUCGUAACGUUUUGAAGCAUAAUUUGGACGUAAGGCCAUAGUAAACUAGAUACUGCACUUCUGAAAUUAAAUCAAAUGCAUGUUGAAUUUGAA
Branchiostoma floridae (Florida lancelet) is the source of this 2772-nucleotide messenger RNA. RefSeq lists its product as uncharacterized. Gene Ontology annotation, molecular function: Wnt receptor activity; Wnt-protein binding; extracellular ligand-gated monoatomic ion channel activity. The record is from RefSeq and is a predicted model, not a curated record. Bases 420 to 2534 code for a protein of 704 amino acids. Gene Ontology annotation, cellular component: plasma membrane. Gene Ontology annotation, biological process: monoatomic ion transport; non-canonical Wnt signaling pathway; canonical Wnt signaling pathway. The transcript has 11 exons. Lineage: Eukaryota; Metazoa; Chordata; Leptocardii; Amphioxiformes; Branchiostomatidae.